Molecule: messenger RNA, 1694 nt
Organism: Monomorium pharaonis (pharaoh ant)
Lineage: Eukaryota; Metazoa; Arthropoda; Insecta; Hymenoptera; Formicidae
Product: ester hydrolase C11orf54 homolog
Exons: 6
Coding region: 181-1212 (343 amino acids)
Cellular component (GO): nucleus
Molecular function (GO): zinc ion binding; hydrolase activity, acting on ester bonds
Source: RefSeq, a predicted model, not a curated record
ACACACACAAUGCAUAUUAUUUUCACAUUUGUCUCACUUUAUUGUUCUAAAUAUUAUUUAUACUGCCUGUUUUUAGAUUUACACAUUGGAUAUAUUACUAUAAUUUAAAAUUUUAUAAAUUUUUGCGUGAGCUCUUUAUAUCUAUUUAAUAGUUUUGUUUUUAAAUCUAAAUUAAACGUUAUGGAAAUUUCGACGAACGGCACAGCUUGUACUAAAGAGAAUCCAUACAUUCCAAUAGGCAAUAUGUUCGGAUUACACGUGCCUACACUUCCAGCAGUCAGAGACGUUCUGCAAGAGGGAAUGUCACUCUUUUUCCGUGAAUUGAAGAUUGACAUAGCUGCUUGUCCUUGUCUGACCAAACCACCAUAUAAUCUUGCAGGAAUGGGAUUAUGUGGAAAUCCGUCAUUAAUACAAAUUGGUGGACUUCCGAAAUUUAUGACAAAUCCGCAUCAGAACAUUAAUACCGCACAGUGGAAUAUUCGAGAAGUGUUAUCGGACACCUGCAACGAUUCGUUUAUCAUCGGAGCUGGUUACGCUGCAAAGCCGUAUAUGCCUUUCAACGGACAUCUUAUUAUGAACGCUAUGUACAGAGCACCUGCGAAUAUUACGAAUGCGAGUCACAUUGUUUUCGCAGAUACAAGUCGCGGAUAUUUCAGGACAGAAAAGAUAAAUAAUCCCAGUCAAAUGAUAUGUUCUUUUAUGGGUGAUUUUUUUGUCAGCGAAGGCAGGCAGGGCAAUGUUCUCAGAGUACGCGCCAAAAAUGCAAUUGACAAAAGAUAUAACAUCAUAUCAAUAAUGCAAGCCAUACUCUGUAAACAUUACUUUGUGGAAAGGAAUUGUCGUGUUGCAUUAGGUGGCAUCCUUAAGAUGAGGCAGGGACGAGUAGCGCACAGCAUUAUGCCAGAAAAAUAUCCGGAGAGGAUUGUAUCAGUUGAUAACUUUGAUACAUGGUUUCAGCGUUACGAUGUAGCUCUUAAAUCAGAUCUGGUAGCUGUUGGUACAUUAGUAAAUAUUCCAAAUCCUCGUUACAGAAUGGAGUAUAAAGGUUUGCCGUUAUUAAUAAGUCGUUAUCAAUUCCAUAGUUAUUCCGAUUUUGGUAUUGGCGGACAAUUUAUGGGUGAAAUUGAUGGUUUUACCGCAGAAGAUAUGGUAGAGUAUGAAGGAUAUUUCAAUUUAGCGACAAAUGUUUAUUACAAAGAUUUUUGCGAAUAAACAUCUCUCUAUUUUUUUAUAAAAAAUUAGUUUCGUAUACGCUUUUAUAUGUAAAUAAAAUUUUUCAAAUAUUGUCUGCUGUAUAUUAGUAUGAUAAAGAUGUAUUAUUAGAUUAUAAUAUCUUAUAAGUAUAAGAUAUAAUGUAAGAUUUAAUAUCUCAUAUCUUCUUGAUUUAUUUUUAUAUAAUUUGAGAUAGUUUAAAGUUCUUGAACUUCGAGAAAUGUUCUAGUAAUUAAGUAUCAAAAAUAAAAAUUUAAAGAUAUAAAUCUUACUGUAAUUUCCAUUCUAAAACGGAAAUUAAUAACAAUUUAAUUACUUCGUGCUAGCACAAUUUAAAUAUUUUUAGAUAUAAAAAGGACGAGAAUUUAUUUAGCACAUAAAGUUCUGAAAUAAAAAUAUAGGAAACGAUAAGGUCGGAAGGAAUAUAAGCAAAAAAAAAACCAAAAGAUUCCAUAAUUUUUUUAUCUACAUAUUUUAUAAUA